Molecule: messenger RNA, 1086 nt
Organism: Spathaspora passalidarum NRRL Y-27907
Lineage: Eukaryota; Fungi; Ascomycota; Pichiomycetes; Serinales; Debaryomycetaceae
Product: iron-sulfur cluster assembly protein
Exons: 1
Coding region: 1-1086 (361 amino acids)
Biological process (GO): iron-sulfur cluster assembly
Cellular component (GO): cytosolic [4Fe-4S] assembly targeting complex
Molecular function (GO): protein binding
Source: RefSeq, a predicted model, not a curated record
AUGCAACUUCUCCACUCUACACAAGCCCACACUGGCCCAAUAUGGUCAAUCACCACACAUGCUACCCUCCCACUCAUAGCCACUGCCUCCCAGGAUAAAACAUCCAAGAUUUACUCGUUAACAUCGCACCAUAACUUGCUUACAAUUCUUGAAAAGACUCAUACGAGAUCUGUCAGAUCGAUAGCGUUCAAACCACCAUUGGACAACUUCGACUUGCCUGUAUUGGCAGCUGGGUCAUUUGAUUCCACCAUAUCAAUUUGGGGGAUCGAUGAGCCGGAAUUUUAUGCUGACGUCGAGUCAGAGUCCGAUCAUGAAAGGAUAAUAUGUGAUCCUAACAAUGAAUGGAACUUAAUGGCGUUGAUUGAAGGUCAUGAAAAUGAAGUCAAGAGCGUAGCUUGGAAUCAUCAGGGUAACCUUCUUGCCUCGUGUUCAAGAGAUAAGACGGUGUGGAUAUGGGAAACUGAUCAAGAGACUCUUGAAGAGUUUGAAUGUAUUGCCGUGUUGAAUGAUCAUGAACAUGAUGUUAAAUACGUAUGCUGGCAUUCUACAAGAAAUAUCUUGGCUAGUUGUUCAUAUGAUGAUACUAUAAGAAUAUAUGCCGAAGAUGACGACGAUGAGUUUGCAUGCGUGGGUGUGUUGAAUGGCCACGAAGGUACUGUCUGGAGUUGUGCUUUUGAGAAUCCAGCUACUCCUACAGAUAAAAUAAGAUUAGCUUCAGUAAGUGAUGAUUUAACUGUGAGAGUCUGGGUUGGCACCGUUCCUGAACAUAGCGACAAACAAUUACCAAGUUCAAUUAGACAUAAUAAAGAGAUGGUCUGGGAACAAGAGUGUAUACUUCCACAAGCACAUGCCUUCCCUAUCUAUUCCCUCUCGUGGUCUGCCACUACAGGUAAAAUAGCUUCAUGUGGGUCUGAUGGUAAGAUUGUAGUAUAUAAGGAAGUUGACGGCACCUGGGAAGUUGAAGCUACCCAUGAAGCAAGUCAUGGUGUGAGCGAAGUCAAUUGUAUAUUAUGGGGAAAGUUAGAUGAUAAGGAGAUAUUAAUCACCGGUGGAGAUGACGGAUGCGUAAAUUAUUGGCAAGUAUAG